Tigriopus californicus is the source of this 2513-nucleotide messenger RNA. Its product is annotated as T-box transcription factor TBX10-like. Gene Ontology annotation, cellular component: nucleus. The record is from RefSeq and is a predicted model, not a curated record. NCBI's taxonomy places the organism in Eukaryota, Metazoa, Arthropoda, Copepoda, Harpacticoida, Harpacticidae. Gene Ontology annotation, biological process: positive regulation of DNA-templated transcription; regulation of transcription by RNA polymerase II; cell fate specification. The coding region runs from base 600 to 2477 and encodes 625 amino acids. The transcript has 9 exons. Gene Ontology annotation, molecular function: DNA-binding transcription factor activity, RNA polymerase II-specific; RNA polymerase II cis-regulatory region sequence-specific DNA binding.
GGCUGGAGUGGGGCUCGGUUCUUAAGCAAACAUUGGGGAACUCCUUGAUGCUCAUGACGUAUCUUAAGACGAGGAUGCGGAGGAACGAAAUGAGAGCGAGAGAGCCAGAGAACUCGCCGAAGGGAAUCUGUCGAUCUGUCUCGGCGGAAAGAGCGGGGAAAGAAAAGAGAUCACAUCUUGAACUCGUUGGCUCACACCUUGGUAAUAGUCCAAAGGGUGCUUUGAGGCAUCUUGGUGUUCCUCCACCUCUUCUUCCUUCACCUCGUCCGUCUUCUUGGCUGAGUUCAAAAGUUUGCACUUCUAUCUUGAUUAGCCUCUCAUAGUGACAGAUUGCUCCACAGGGAGCCUCAGAGCUUUAAAUCCAGCCGUCUUAGGUAGAAAAAAUAUCACUUGUUGAAAAUCAACCUGGACGAGCGUUGGGCGGAAAGUUCUGCAUAUUGGAUAGUGAGUGUGAUGUGAGGGCGGAUCGCUCAAGAUCUCUUUCAAGGGAGGGAUCGCUUUCCAAGAAUGUAGAGACCAGCUGUUGACAAGAUUGUGCUCAAGUUUUUCAAUCGAACUCGUUUAGGCCCAAAGUGAGAAAGAGGAAGAAGGUGCGAAAAAUGGCUUCCACGACUUCCAGGGGUAUGGAUAGUUCAAAUCCUGGUGCCGACCAAGGCACUCUGACCUCUUGUGCUCCAGGCCCAAGGGCUUCUCGUGUGCCCAAUUCAGAUUCGAAUAGUACCUGGUCCAUUUCGAAUCAAGUGGGAGAUUUGGAUCUCCAGGGUCCGGCCACCGCCGGGGACAAGACUGAUAUCAAUAGCCUUCAUGACGAACUCCGGGACCAGAGAGCCUGCAGCGAAUCCCCCACGUCAUCAACGCAUCAAACCUCUUGCCACGCCCACUCCGCCACGCCCAAUCAGAGCCACUUGGGGAAUGAGAACCAUUCCAGCAGCAAUCAUGCGGCAGUCAGUGACGAGAACGGAAGUUCCCCAGCCAAAUCCAAAGAAUCCACACCCAGAAAGCCGCUCCAUUCCCGAUUGAUCUCAGCUCAGGUCCAAUUGGAGAUGAAGCCUUUGUGGGACGAGUUCCAUGAGUUGGGAACGGAGAUGAUCGUCACCAAAGCUGGAAGACGGAUGUUUCCGACAUUUCAAGUCCGAUUAUUCGCUAUGGACCCCAUGGAGGAGUAUAUACUGCUCAUGGACUUUGUCCCUGUUGAUGACAAGCGAUAUCGCUACGCAUUUCAUACCUCAAAUUGGGUUGUGGCAGGCAAAGCCGACCCAAACUCGCCUCCCAGAAUACAUGUUCAUCCAGACUCUCCAGCUCCUGGUGCUCAUUGGAUGAAGCAAGUGGUGAGCUUUGAUAAACUCAAGUUGACCAAUCACCAAUUGGACGACAAUGGACACAUUAUAUUAAAUUCCAUGCACCGAUAUCAACCCCGACUCCAUGUGAUCUAUAACAAUCCGAAGGGCAAAGACGCCAGUCUGACUGAAAACUUCAAGACUUUCUCAUUUAAAGAGACACAAUUCACAGCUGUAACUGCCUAUCAAAAUCACCGAAUCACCCAAUUGAAGAUUGCGAGUAACCUAUUUGCCAAAGGAUUUCGCGAUUGUGACCCCGAGGAAUGCAUUGCAGGCAAUCCAUCAGUCACAGCGGGGUCAAAUCCUGGGCUUUCUGAAGCGAUCGCCAAGCAUCAUCAGCACCGAAAUCUCAUGGGUUCCAACGCCACGAGUACUUGCAGUCACAGCGGACCGUCCUCGCGUCCAAUCUCCUCCCCCGAUCCCACCUCAACCGGCCUGAGCCAGGGCAAACGCGGUCGGAAAUCCGAACACGAGCUUGGCGAAGAAUCCGCAGAGGAAAGCGUUCUAAUGGGAGAGAACGUCGGAAAGAGCGGCGGAGCAAUUGGAGGGGGAGGCUCAAUAGAGCAUUCAUGUGUUGGCGGUAGCAGCGACGGGAAAGGUGGUCAAAAUCUUACCACAACCUCUGGACUAUUGUCAAAUCAAGGGAUUUAUGAUAAUAGCAAUCCGCUGAAUUAUGAAAAUCCAAUUUUGUAUCAACAGAUGGGACAAAAGCCAUUUGGAAACCACUUAAAUACCUCAACUGUGGCGAUGAGCAGAGGGUUUGCAUCCCUACCCGCAAAUCAAGUGCAUCACGGCACCAUGAGUGGCUGCAGUCAGACCCACGGGUCAACAGCAUCACUGUCUCCAGGGAGUAACUUGUUACCACAUCAACUACAAGGAAUGGACUAUGGGGCAGAUUUUUCGUCCUAUGGGCCAAUGUAUCACAAUAAUUCCAGUGCAGGCCAUGGCUUCAAGUCUCGAUCUAGUCCUUAUCAACGUCCAACUGAGGGUAACAUGGUGGGCUCUCAUCAUCAAGGAUCCCAAAACCACUUUUUCAAUCCGGGAUUAAAUCAUGGUCAGGGUGGCCACAAUGCCAUAAUUGGAGCCAAUUUCUAUGGAAGACCAACUAUGUUCGACUACGCUUCAAAUAUGCAAAGAUGACGUUGGAUCAAAUAGAUAAAAUAUUUCUACGCUAAA